UUUCGUUAUAUCGACCUCGCUGAACAAAACACCGUCUGUUUUGGGGUUUUUUUUAACUUUACAUUGACAUUGACUGUCACAUGAUUUCAAUGUGCUGGGAUAGACGAAAACAAAGGGUUUAAUAAAAUGAACAAUGAAAGUUGGAGAAAUUGGAGCAGAGAGGAAUUGGACUACCAAUACACCCCCUCCCGUUGGUCAAAGCAGGGUACCCCAGAUGAAGUCAUUAAACACCAUCAGCAGUGGCAAGCAAAAGAGGCUAAAAGAGUUCGAGAGAGCAUUGAAUGUGAACUGAACAUCUCUUAUGGAAUGGCUGAUGAUCAGAAACUGGACAUAUUUGGAGCUAACACACUUCCAAGAGAAUCUCCUAUAUUUGUGUUUAUUCAUGGAGGGUACUGGCAAGUCAUGACCAAGGAGGACUACAGUUACAUUGCUCUCCCGCUGACCAAGGCUGGGGCGGUAACCAUACUAAUGGAGUACACCCGGGCACCCAAAGCAAAUAUGGGGACCAUUGUUUCUGAAGUAAAACAAGGAAUGAGUUACAUCAUGAAUUUUGCCAAACGAAGAGAGUCCUGCGGAGUUUAUCUUUGUGGGCAUUCAGCUGGAGGACAACUGGCGGCCAUCUUGCUCUCUAUGGACUGGAUGGCCGAGUGUAUGAUCCCUUCCUCCCUUAUAAAAGGUGCUUUACUUAUAAGUGGUAUAUAUGACCUACGACCACUAGUUCCUUCCUCUAUCAAUGACCCCUUGAAAAUGACUGAGGCCACAGCCAAAGAAAAUAGCCCUAUUACCGUGAUGAAGGACAUUAUAAAGCAGAGUAAGAGCCGGAGGAUCGAGCUUGUAGUGGCAGACGAAGACCCUGCAGAGCUACGAAGACAGACGGAUGAGACAUGGCAGGUUCUGAAGCAUGCAGGCAUCAGUUCAAACAGUACACUGAUCCCCGGAGUCGAUCACUUCGGGGUGGUGGAGAAUAUUAUCCAGGAAAGCUUCCAAGUAACUCAGAUUGCAAUUGAGAUGAUGGGUCUAAAUAUAGGAAAUAUUGACCAAGAACUGAAGGACACAGCAGUAUAGAGAGCACUUCCUGUCCUGGUUGUUUACUGGGCAUGCUCUAUGAUACCACUUGUCAGGACUUUAUUAAGCAUUAUAAUAAUUAUAAUGUUAUUGUAAUGUACAUUUAUUUGAGACUCCUCCUACAGUUUUACCUAGCAUAAUGGAUGAUUGUGUCUCCAUAUUCCUCCAUGACAUAUCUGGAACAAACAUAUAUCUCUUCUUUCACUCUAGCAUACUAAUGUACUGCCAUUCCUCAAAGCAUUCAUAUUGAUAUAAAUUGUAAAAUGAUAUACCAUGCUUGCAGACAUCUUUAGACAACAGUUUUUGGUGGAUACCUAAGGGUCCAUAGUUCAUUACAUAUAAUAUUGAGACUAAGUCUAGUUUUGCAUUGAUUUACCUUUAAAAUCUUAAAAUACAUGACUCUGAUAAAUGUAAUAUUUUUUCUUUCUAAUUCCUCCAAACAGAUCUUUUAUUUUACUUAAGUAAUAUACUUUUUGAUUACCUGAUCUUUCAAAUGUUUGAUUUCUGACAAAGUUGUGCUGACAAAUAUUUUUAUAUAUGCAUGUUUUUGUAUAUUUUAAUAAAAAGCUGUAACCAUGACAACAACA
Molecule: messenger RNA, 1652 nt
Organism: Magallana angulata
Lineage: Eukaryota; Metazoa; Mollusca; Bivalvia; Ostreida; Ostreidae
Product: kynurenine formamidase-like
Exons: 11
Coding region: 127-1065 (312 amino acids)
Source: RefSeq, a predicted model, not a curated record